This is a messenger RNA of Strongylocentrotus purpuratus (purple sea urchin), 4959 nucleotides long. RefSeq lists its product as uncharacterized. Gene Ontology annotation, biological process: DNA integration; proteolysis. Gene Ontology annotation, molecular function: nucleic acid binding; aspartic-type endopeptidase activity; zinc ion binding. The transcript has 2 exons. NCBI's taxonomy places the organism in Eukaryota, Metazoa, Echinodermata, Echinoidea, Camarodonta, Strongylocentrotidae. The coding region runs from base 291 to 4808 and encodes 1505 amino acids. The record is from RefSeq and is a predicted model, not a curated record.
GGUGUGUACUGUGUGUGUGUGUUGUCGAUGUCGGUUCGUUAAGAUGAUAUCGUCGGGCACCGCUGGGGUAGCCGUUUCAGGUUCGAGCAUUCGUGGUGUGUGUGGUGAGAAAAACAUUGUUGUCUUCUCAUGUUUCUGCAUGGAUUUGCAGGGUUUGACUGAGGGUUAUAACAGUCAGGUUGUCUAGAUUUCUCGGAUAUUGUAGAAUCUAGGUGUUUUAAGGUUGGCUGGGGAUUAUAACAGCCAGGCUCUAGUUCUUUCUAGGAUAUUUAGGAGACUAGGUUUUUUGCAUGAUGGCUAGCGAGUUCUCGUUGGGAGAGUUUGUUAGGGAUCCGUCUGCGGAGCGAUUAAGCUCGUUGACUAAAGUUGAAUUGUUAGAUGUAGCAGCUCAUUAUGAGGUUGUUGGCAUUAAGCGGUACAUGCUGAAGUCGGACAUUUUGAACAAAAUUGUCGAAUUUCUGGUUGCUGAAGAGGUUUUGUCUUCAGAGGCGGCGGACGGUAUCAGUGUGACUCCUCCAGGGUCUAGGUCACGGUCUCCUGAAUUAAAUUCUCAGGCUAGGUCUUCAGUUUCUGAUGAAGUGAGGAUAAAGGAGUUAGAAUUAGAGAGGGCGAGAGUAGAGUUGGAGAGGGAGAAACUUGUUGCCGUAAACAGAAAAGAGAGCAGAAAUGCUGAUAGGCAUUUUGACGUAGCAAAGCAUGUCAGAAUGGUCCCUCCAUUCGAAGAGGAAGGGGUGGAAAAGUAUUUUCCACACUUUGAGAAAUUAGCUCAAAGCAUGGGGUGGCCUAGGGAAAUGUGGGCUCACCUGAUUCAGAGUAAGUUUAGCGGUAAGGCUAGGGAUGCCUACUUAGCAAUGUCGAUGGCCGACGUGUCAGAUUACGAUAAAGUAAAAUCGAGCGUGCUAAAAGCUUAUGAACUUGUACCCGAAGCGUACAGGCAGCGAUUUCGCAAAGCGCGAAAGGAGGAAUCGCAAACUCAUAUGGAGUUUUCAAAACAAAAAGAGCAAUUGUUUGACAGAUGGAGCUCGUCUCUCCAUGUAGAUCAUGAUUAUGAUAAACUGCGUGAAAUUCUUCUGCUUGAGGAAUUCAAGCGCAGCGUUCGACUGGAUGUUCGUAUACAUCUCGAGGAGCAGCGCGUCGAUUCGCUGGAUGAAGCAGCAAGAAUUGCUGAUGAUUAUGUGCUCACACACAAAAUCUCAAACAAAGUGAGCGUAGAACCUAAGAAAAAAGGAAACUGGAGCAAAAGCCAGAAAACUAGUUCAUCACAAGAUGAAAUAAAGCCGCAGUCCCAGCAAGGACAGGUAACAGGGGAAAGAAUGUGCUAUGCUUGCAAACAGUAUGGGCACAUAAAGUCAAAGUGUCCUUCACUUCAGGCUAAGAAACAGGAAUCUAGUGCACAUCCUAAUGCAUUCGUACAAACUACAUCAAACUCACAAAGUAGAAUUGUACCAGCGAACAUGGAAAAAAUUCAGAAAGAGUAUGAACCGUUUGUGUCUGUAGGAUAUGUAUCUGUAGCAGAGAGUGAUGUAGCAAGAAAAGUGAAAGUCUUGCGGGAUACUGGUGCUUCUCAGUCCUUGAUUUUGGAAAGUGCGUUGCCCUUUUGUGAUAGUUCUUCUGUUGGUGCUAGUGUUUUGCUCAAAGGCAUUGGAGACGGCUUUGUGGAAGCACCCCUUCAUGUGGUAGACUUGAAGUCAGACCUUGUUUCUGGUAUGGUGAAGAUGGCAGUUAGACCAUCACUUCCUGUGGAAGAGGUAUCUAUCAUAUUAGGUAAUGAUCUCGCUGGUGACAGAGUCGUAUCAUGUCCAGUAGUAAGUUCUAGUCCUUGUGAAAGUUCUGAGACAGAUGAGUUGGUUGCAGAAUUUCCUGUUGUGUUCCCAGCAUGUGCUGUAACUCGUUCAAUGGCAAAGAAAGUUGAGUCGGAGAAGAAGUCCAAUGACGUAGAUGUUGACUUGGGAGAUUCUUUCUUUUGUCGUUUGAUUGAAGAUGAGUCUGAUUCCAAUGUGGAUGAGAGUGCGAGAAAGGAUCGUAGUGUAGGAAAUAGUGAAACAUCUGAACCACUAUCUUUGAAAAAGAGUAAGUUGCUAAAGGAGCAACAGACAGAUCCUCAGUUGAUUUCUUUGAAUGAGAGAGCUGUUUCUGAGGAGGAGGCAUUGACUGUGCCUGUUUGUUAUUACAAGAAAGCAGGUGUGCUAAUGAGAAAGUGGAGGCCAGCAGAUGUCCCUGCAGAUGAGGUGUGGAAAGAAGUCCACCAAAUUGUAGUCCCUUCUACAUACAGGCAGGACAUAAUUAGCCUUGCUCAUGAAGCUCCACUUGCAGGUCACUUAGGGGUUCACAAAACCCAGGAGAAAAUUCUUUCUCAUUUCUUUUGGCCAGGUGUGCAAAAAGAUGUUGCAAAUUUUUGCAGAAGUUGCCAUGCAUGUCAAGUUGUAGGUAAACCGAAUCAGAAAAUACCGGCAGCACCAUUGAAGCCAAUACCGGCGUUCGAUGAGCCAUUUUCUAGGAUCAUAGUAGAUUGUGUAGGUCCUCUGCCAAAGACUAAGGCAGGUAAUGAAUACUUAUUGACGAUAAUGUGCGCUGCGACGAGAUAUACCGAAGCGAUACCACUGCGGCGCAUUACAGCGAAUAAUGUGACAAAGGCGUUAGUGAAAUUUUUCACUACUGUAGGGCUACCAAAAACUGUACAAUCUGAUCAAGGGUCAAAUUUCAUGUCUAGGGUGUUCAAUCAGGUGUUGAAGGAACUGGGCGUAAAACAUGUAGUUUCGAGUGCAUACCACCCAGAGUCCCAGGGAGCACUGGAGAGAUUCCACCAGACUUUGAAGAAUAUGUUGAAAACUUAUUGUAUGGAGUCAGAGAAACAAUGGGAUGAGGGAGUUCCCUUGUUAUUGUUUGCUGUGCGGGAUGCUGUACAAGAGUCGCUUGGUUUCAGUUCUUUUGAGUUGGUAUACGGUCACUCAGUACGUGGACCAUUGAAGUUGCUAAAAGAGAGACUGUUGUGUGAUGAUUCACAAACAAAUGUGUUGGAGUAUGUGAGUACUUUCCGUGAGAGAAUGCAUAAGGCGUGGGAGGUUGCCAGACAGAAUUUGUCAGAUUCUCAGGAGAAGAUGAAGUCAUGGUAUGACAGGAAAUCCAAAGAGAGGAAUUUCGAGGUAGGAGCUAGAUUUUCUGGGCCGUACACUAUUGCUAAGAGAGUUGGUGAUGUCGACUACGUUGUCAAUACUCCAGAUAGGCAGAAGAAGAGACGUGUGUGUCAUGUGAAUAUGCUUAAGCCAUAUAUCCGAAGAAAUGACGAGAGUAAAGCACAACCAGUGUUGAGUGCUGUUGAAUGUGACUCAAAGUGUGAAGUUGAGAAAGAAGUGUGCAAGAUUGAGAGAGAGAACCCAUGUGUGAAAUUGAAAAAUUCAGAGGUUCUAGCACACAUCGAUAACAAACUAACACACUUAUCUGUCAAGGAGAGGAGCGACGUGAAAGAGCUGUUGAGUGAAUAUCCACAGUUAUUUGCUGAUGUUCCCUCUCGAACUGAUGUUGUUGAACAUGAUGUUGAUGUGGGAGAUACAACCCCAAUCAAACAGGCACCAUAUCGUGCAAACCCGACAAAACUGAAAAAUCUCGAAAAGGAAAUCGAAUACAUGCUACAGAACGGCAUUGUCGAGCCAAGUAGUAGUGCAUGGUCUUCUCCUUGCAUCCUCGUUCCAAAACCGGAUAAAUCUAAUCGUUUCUGUACGGAUUACAGAAAAGUAAACGCGUGCACGAAGACAGAUUCUUUUCCGAUUCCGCGAAUAGAUGAUUGCAUAGACCGUAUAGGCAAAGCAAAGUAUGUGAGCAAAUUUGAUCUCUUAAAGGGAUACUGGCAAAUCCCGUUGACAAAAAGAGCACAAGAGAUCUCUGCGUUUUCUACUCCGCAAGGCCUUUUCCAAUACACAGUGAUGCCUUUUGGCAUGAAAAAUGCGCCUGCGACAUUCCAAAGACUUGUGAAUAAUCUUGUAGCGAAUAUGGCAGGUUGCGAAGCAUACAUAGAUGACAUAAUCGUGUAUAGUGAAGAGUGGGAUGAGCACGUACAGAGAAUCAGAGAGUUGUUUGAAAGGUUGUCCAUUGCUAAAAUGACAGUCAACUUGGCAAAGAGCGAGUUUGCAGGGGCAACUGUCCUUUUCCUUGGGCAUGUUGUUGGUUCGGGUCAAGUACGGCCAAUCUCGGCGAAGGUCGAUUCCAUCCUGGCUUUCCCGAUUCCAACCAACCGGAAGGAAUUGAUGCGGUUCCUGGGCAUGGCAGGCUAUUAUAGAAGAUUCUGCCAUAACUUCUCCGAUGUUGUAACUCCCCUAACCAAUCUGCUGCGCAAGCAGGUGACGUUUGUAUGGUCUGACGACUGCGAGAGUGCUUUCAACCAGGCGAAAGCCCUCUUAUCUACCAAUCCGGUACUGAUGGCUCCGGAUUUCAACCAGCCGUUCAGCAUGAUGGUGGACGCGAGUGAUGUGGGUGCUGGUGCAGUUCUUACUCAAGCAGACGCUGAAGGUAUCGACAGACCCAUAUCAUUCUUCUCAAAGAAAUUCAGUGCAAGUCAGAAGAACUAUUCUACUGUCGAAAAAGAAACAUUGGCUUUGAUACUUGCACUUGAACAUUUUGACGUGUAUGUCAGUGGAUCUCAACAUCCAGUCAGGGUACUAACUGAUCAUAACCCCCUGACAUUCCUCAACCGAAUGAAAAACAAGAACCAAAGACUGACGCGAUGGAGUUUGCUGCUCCAAGAAUACAACUUGGACAUUCUACAUGUGCCAGGAAAGGACAAUGUUAUUGCGGACGCUUUAUCUCGUGUGUGAUAUUUGGACAGAAGUGAGCAACUAAUUGAUAUAUUCACAUGGAAAAGUAAACAACCCUUGUGUGAACCAUAUUUGUUGAACAGUUGAACACUUACAGUGAAGCAUCAUUCUUGAACAGUUGAACAUUGCUACAUUGGUGAAUUCAUUGGAA